Alosa alosa (allis shad) is the source of this 2674-nucleotide messenger RNA. It is a transcript of the gene lta4h, whose product is annotated as leukotriene A4 hydrolase. Gene Ontology annotation, cellular component: nucleus; cytosol. Lineage: Eukaryota; Metazoa; Chordata; Actinopteri; Clupeiformes; Clupeidae. Bases 67 to 1920 code for a protein of 617 amino acids. The transcript has 19 exons. Gene Ontology annotation, biological process: leukotriene biosynthetic process; proteolysis; peptide catabolic process. Gene Ontology annotation, molecular function: metallopeptidase activity; leukotriene-A4 hydrolase activity; zinc ion binding. The record is from RefSeq and is a predicted model, not a curated record.
UGGAUCGAGCUUGAACUUAAAUUGAGCAUCAAGCUGUGCUAGUUUACUACUCUGAACGGACCGAUCAUGGCCCCAGCAUCAGAUCCCUGCUCUUUCUCCUCUUACACCAAAUGCGCCACCAAACAUCUGAACUUGACCUACCACGUGGAUUUUGACAGCCAUGUUCUCAAGAGCAAAGUCGCUCUUACUAUUGAGGUCUUGGAGGACACAUUCACGUCUCUGACUCUUGAUUCCCGGGACCUGAAGAUCUCCGCGGUGACUGCCAAUGGCCAGCCUGCUAAGUUCUCCCUGGGACCGCAGCACAGCUUCAAGGGCUCCCCGUUGGAGAUAACACUGCCCUUUGAGCUCUCCAGGGGUCAGCAUGUGAUUGUUGAAGUGACCUACGAGACAUCUCCGAAGGCGUCGGCUCUGCAGUGGCUCACUCCUACUCAGACUGCCGGCAAGAAACACCCCUAUCUUUUCAGCCAGUGCCAGGCCACCCACUGCAGAAGUAUGGUUCCUUGUCAGGAUACACCUUCAGUGAAACACACCUAUUAUGCUCAGGUGUCUGUGCCCAAAGAGUUGGUGGCUGUGAUGAGUGCCAUGCGUGAUGGACAGGAGGCUGAUCCCCAUGACAACAGCAGGAUCAUCUACCGCUUCAGGCAGCCGGUGCCCAUGCCCUCCUACCUCAUUGCCAUUGUGGUUGGUGCCCUGGAGAGCAGGGAGAUCGGUCCCCGCACCAGGGUGUGGUCUGAGAAAGAGUACGUUGAUCUGGCAGCGUUUGAGUUCUCAGAGACGGAGUCCAUGCUGAAGACUGCGGAGUCUCUGGCAGGGCCGUAUGUGUGGGGUCAGUAUGACGUGCUGGUGCUGCCGCCAUCUUUCCCCUACGGCGGAAUGGAGAACCCCUGCCUUACUUUCGCCACGCCCACCCUACUGGCUGGGGACAAAUCCCUGUCUAACGUCAUUGCUCACGAGAUCUCGCACAGCUGGACAGGAAACCUAGUGACCAAUAAGACCUGGGAGCACUUCUGGCUGAAUGAGGGCCACACUGUAUAUCUGGAGAGAAUGAUUGGCAGGUGCCUGGAGAACGAGCAGUUCAGACAGUUCAAAGCCAUGGGGGGCUGGAAAGACCUGCAGGAGUCUGUGAACACGUUUGGCGCCAACAGCCCCCUGACUAACCUGGUGCCUGACCUAAACGAGGUGGACCCCGACGUAGCCUUCUCUUCCGUGCCUUACGAGAAGGGAUUCGCUCUGCUCUACCAUCUGGAGGAGCUCAUGGGAGGACCAGAGGUGUUCAUGGGCUUUGUGAAGUCCUACAUCCAGCUGUUUGCCUACAGCAGUGUGACCACGGAGGAGUGGAAGAACUACCUCUUCACCUACUUCAAGGACAAGGUGGAUAUCCUGAAUAAGGUGGACUGGAAUGCCUGGAUGCACACACCUGGGAUGCCCCCAGUCAAGCCACAGUAUGACACCACCAUGGCAGACGCCUGCAUCGCCCUCUGCCAGAAAUGGAUCAAGGCCAAAGAGGGGGACCUGUCUGGCUUCAGUGCUGCAGAUGUGAAGACCCUGUCCUCUCAUCAGGUCAUCGAGUUCCUGUCUCUGCUGCUGCUAGAGGAACCCCUUCCUCUGUCCCACGUGAAGAGGAUGCAGGAGGUGUACGACCUGAAUGCCGUCAAGAACUCUGAGAUCCGUGCCAGAUGGCUGCGUCUGUGUGUGAAGUCUCACUGGGAGGAGGCUGUGUCCUUGGCACUGAAGAUGGCCACAGAGCAGGGGAGGAUGAAGUUCACACGGCCUCUCUUCCGGGAGGUGUACACCUGGGAUAAGCACCGUGAGCUGGCUGUGAAGACCUUCCUGGAGACGCGCGCCGCCAUGCACCCGGUGACCGCCAUGCUGGUGGCCAAAGACCUGAAGGUGGACCAGACCCAGAGCACCGGCCUGUAAAGUUCCACACAGGUGCCGCACGGGGGACCGCUCUUUGUUUCCGACAUCCCAUUAUUCCGACGACUCAGUAGUCCGACAAAAUGGCCGUUGGCCUGACAGCCCGUUAAUUCCGAUGACCCAAAGCCCAGUGCUCCGGUGAACUAUUGAGUGGUUGGAAUAAUGCAGUGUGGGAACAAUGACAUGGCCUCCACACAGCCCUUGAUGCAGGGUGGGUCAACCAUGGAUGUGCCCCCCAAAACAAGCUCUUAUUUACCCUGGUGCUUUCUUUUCAUGUUUGGCCAACGAAAAAAAAAUAUGUGCGCUUUUCUUAAUUAUGCAUCAGCCACUCACUGGCAUCACUUACACACACCUCUCUUCCACACCCACACCCACACAGACAGACGCGCAACAUGUCAGCAGACACAUACGCACAGUAGUUAACAAUUGGUGCACACACAGUAUUAAGCGAUAUCAACAAAAUCAACACAUUGCCUCCUCAGUAUGAAUGAAAUGGAAUGUCCACCUUUUUGGUUUCACAUGUUAAGUUCCCAAACAUGCGGGGUACUGAUAAACCUCAAGUGUGUGUGUGUGUUUGCUUGAUGGAGGUUCAGUAUCUCAGGGCAGACUCCUCUGUUUUCAGUGUUAUCACAGAGCCUUGUGUCUGGCUUUUUAUUUUUUAAACUGAGUAACUGUCCAAAAUGUGGCAUUCUGUUUCUAGCAUUUUUUUUAAAACUGAGCAUCUGUCAAAAAUGAAUAAAAAUAAAAUACUGUCCGU